Molecule: messenger RNA, 618 nt
Organism: Neolamprologus brichardi
Lineage: Eukaryota; Metazoa; Chordata; Actinopteri; Cichliformes; Cichlidae
Source: RefSeq, a predicted model, not a curated record
AUGUGGAAUCAAGUCCAGUUUAGCUGUGCAGACGGUGAGGAAGGUUCAUGGCGGGUGAAGUGUGGUGCUGAGUGGACUUUUGCAGAGGUUUGUAAAAUGGCUCUUCUGGACCCUCAAGAAAAGAGGUACUUUCAAAAAACCAUGGCAUUCAAUGCUGCCAGGCAGACAAUUACGACUAAGUUGUGUCCUGGAUGUGGAUUCGCUGUGACGAGAGAGAAUGGGUCAGAUUUGAAUGUCCUCUGUAAAGUGUGCACAGCAGUAAAAGGACGGCCGUUUGAAUUCUGCUGGCAGUGUUUGAGGGAGUGGAAGGGUGCACGGCCUCGGAAAGACCACUGUGAAAACGAUGGCUGCUGCAACUCGUCACUAGACACAUUAGAAAAAUGCCCAGAUAUGACAUUUAAUUCAUAUCAUGGUGUCCGUGUGUGUCCCUCAGUUCGUGCCUGUCCCACUUGUGGGUUACUGUUGGAGCACAGCAAGAUACUUUGUAAAUCGGUUGUUUGCCCUCGAUGCAAUUUGAGGUUUUGCUUUGUGUGUCUGAAGAAGCCUGUUGAAUGUUUAAAAAACGUGUGCAUUCUUGCCCCCAGACAGACCUCUAUACCUGUUUGGCACAAGAAAUAA